Molecule: messenger RNA, 2737 nt
Organism: Belonocnema kinseyi
Lineage: Eukaryota; Metazoa; Arthropoda; Insecta; Hymenoptera; Cynipidae
Gene: roq
Product: roquin-1
Exons: 13
Coding region: 401-2737 (778 amino acids)
Molecular function (GO): metal ion binding
Source: RefSeq, a predicted model, not a curated record
ACGAUGUUGGAAUCGAAAGUGUAAAAAAGUCAAAAUCAGAACUCAUCAGGGCAUUACCAUUUAGUUUAAAAAGAGGAGAUUAAUUAAAGUAAAAUUACCAUUUUGUGUGUGUCAUGUGAACCUCGCAAUCGCUUAAAACCCAUUCUUAUCGAUACUUCGUCGUGUGAUCUAUGGUUCCUUUUUCUCCGAAAGGACGAAUGUAAUUGAACGCAACGUGGACAGUUUGCGACGUAUUCCUGAAUGGGGAUUUUCCGAGAAAAUUUCACUUUCUCUCGUUUUGCAAUUUUUUCGGUAAAUCUCUUCGGCAUCAUCUGCGCUUCUCUUUUUGAUGAUAUUGAUUACUGCCUACAAAAUGUAGGCAACGUUCUCGAAACGCAUUACAGCAUAUUGUGCAGUAAGAAUGCCAAUACAGGCACCUCAGUGGACUGAAUUUCUUUCUUGUCCCGUUUGCUGUCAUGAUUUCGAUGUGGCUAUACGUGGACCCAUAUCUUUAGGAUGUGGCCACACAAUAUGCCGCACGUGCCUUGCAAAUUUACAUCGUAAACAAUGUCCGUUUGACCAGAGUGUUAUAAAUACGGAAAUCGAAAGUUUACCAGUAAAUGAAGCGUUACUGCAAUUAGUGGGAAAUCCAGUUCCGAACAAUGCUUCGGCGCAUUAUCAGAAACUGUUACCACCCGAAGAGCUCGACCAUUAUUUGGUAGCUAAGCGUUGCAUCGAGGAACUUGCACUUUAUCUCAAACCAUGUCAGGCUACGCCAAACUCCAGCAACGGAGUGGGCUUAGUGUCUCGACCGAUGCAGAGGAAGCUGGUGACAUUGGUAGGAUGUCAAUUAGUGGAGCCCGAAGGUCGUGCACGAGCCGUAAGAGCCGCCAGGAGUUUAGGAGAGCGCUCUGUCACCGAAUUAAUUCUGCAACACCAAAAUCCUCAACAACUCAGUGCCAAUUUAUGGGCCGCGGUCCGAGCUCGAGGAUGCCAGUUCCUUGGACCUGCAAUGCAAGAAGAGGUUUUGAAACUGGUUCUCCUGGCCUUGGAAGAUGGUUCGGCCCUUUCACGGAAGGUUUUGGUGAUGUUCGUCGUGCAGCGUUUGGAGCCACAUUUCACACAAGCGUCCAAGACGAGUAUUGGACAUGUCGUUCAACUUUUGUAUCGAGCUAGUUGCUUUAAGGUGUCAAAACGAGAAGGCGAUUCUUCUUUAAUGCAGCUGAAGGAGGAGUUCAGAACUUAUGAAGCUCUGAGGCGAGAACAUGACGCUCAAAUAGUCCAAAUAGCGACAGAAGCAGGGCUACGUAUUGCUCCUGAUCAAUGGUCUGCUCUAUUAUAUGGAGACACAGGCCACAAAUCCCAUAUGCAAAGCAUUAUCGACAAACUUCAGACCCCACAAUCAUUCGCCCAGAGUGUUCAAGAGCUUGUCAUUGCCCUUCAACGUACUCCCGACCCGGGUCAACUUAGUAGUCUGAGACCACAGUUGGAAUUGUUAGCGGCCAUUGAUCCUAGUCCAGAAAGUGAACCGCCUUCUUGGGUGGAGUGUCGAGAGGCUUUAGAAGCAGUAAAGACUGUUGUAUCCGCCUUAGUGGAAUUUAUACAGCAGCACGGCAAUAGAAAAUCUCAGGAUGGCGCUCAUAAUACUGGACAACCAAAAUAUAAAGUUAGCAUGUGCCGCGAUCUCGCUCUUAAAGGAUCUUGUCCACGUGCCACCAAUUGCACAUUUGCACACAGUGAUCAAGAACUCGAUAAGUAUCGAUCAAAAAAUCGAAAAUUGAGUAUAAGAUCCAAUUUACCAUCGACUGGUAUUUCUGAAACCAAGGCUGAAAAAAAUGUUAUCGCUCCAGUCGGUAAAGGAUUCAAGCAAUGUGACGAUGUUUCCUACCCUUCCAAAAAUCAUGAUUGUAUGCACCGUGAAGGCUUUACCUCAAUCGCUCAACAUGCCACCGUUACUAAUGAAAAUAAUUUCAUUGGAUCUCUGACCAACUAUAUGCUGCCUCCUCCUCAAGGAUUAUCUCACAUAGUUCCUCCUAAAAAUGUAGACAUGCAACACUCGCAUUAUAUUGUGCCUGGAAUGCCCUUAGACUAUUCAGCUGCUAAUCUGCAUAUUUGGGAUCCAAUGCAGAUUCCAACGAAUGUGCAAAAUAGCCAACAGAACAAUAAUAAAAAGCAGAGGACAAUGGCGAAAACUCUAGCAAUGUUACUGCAGCGAAAGAUGGAGAUAAUAAAUCAACUUGAAAAUAUCGUUGGAAAACAAACGACCCCUCCAAUGAAAACGAACUACGAUAUACAAGGAGAUAUAUUAGCACCGAACUUUUCGAUUUGGACUAACGCUCCUAGCAAUCAAAUUACAUCAGCCACCAAUAUGAAUUUUAAUAAUAGCUUUCGUCGUCCGGAGUCGUUAUUGUUCGAUGAUGAAUUCGUACCUUUUGAUGCCUCAACUGCCAGUAACUACGGUCCGAUUUCUAGACUGUCGAAAACGGUUCUCAGGCCAGCCAAUGGUAUUCAGCAGACUGGUUUUUAUGGCGAAGGUAUUCCGUCUCCUAUUCCGACAAUACGUCCUGUGUCUGCAACUAGUCCAAUAGCUCCUUGGUAUUAUGGCCAUCAACCUUUUACCACCAUUAAUGCAAAUGGAGAAGUUCAACCCGUCGCAAGUCCUGGUUUGGGUGAUGGGUUUAUUACUUUGAGUCGAAAUAUACCAGAGCAACCUUCCCAUAUGCAGCUCUCGAGACAAGAUUGUAUGUCAAAAGAGUAA